AUGAUUACGGGAUAUGGUCCAGUAACACAGGCCCUUCUGGGGACUUUACUGACGUGGGGCCUGACUGCGGCUGGCGCCGGUUGUGUUUUCUUUAUACGAGGCAAACAUAGAAAAUUACUUGAUGUAUCAUUGGGAUUUGCUGCUGGUGUUAUGACAGCGGCGUCAUACUGGUCCUUAUUGAAGCCAGCAAUAGAAAUGUGUGAAGAAUCCGAUUUAUAUGGUGCUAAUGGACAGUUUGCGUUUGUGCCUAUUGCUGCUGGAUUCCUGUUUGGAGCAGUUUUUGUGUUUGGAACAGAUAGGUUCUUGGACUACCUAGGAAUCAACUCCACCAACAUGAUGAUGAGUAUGACAAAAACCAAAGAAUCAAAAGAGAAGAUGGAAGAUUUAGAAAUGAUGACGGCGUUGAACAGGCGGCCUUCCACCAGUGUGGUGACGGUCGAUCAACCGCCAGCCACAGACUUCGCUGACUGCAUCAGUAAUCAACACACUGCGCAGAGACGGAGAGGGCACCAUCACUCGCUACAUUCUUUGUCGCAGUGGAAACGUAUCAUGCUGCUGGUGGUAGCUAUCACAGUGCACAACAUCCCCGAGGGACUCGCGGUGGGCGUGUCUUUCGGGGCCGCGUCCAAGAAUGAUGCAGCAAACUUCAACAGUGCCAGGUAUGUAAUGCCUUCUUGGGACAGCAUAACGAAAGCGCUUGAGGCGCGACAGUCGCAAUGGAAACGUAUCAUGCUGCUGGUGGUAGCCAUCACAGUGUACAAUAUCCCAGGGGGACUCGCGGUGGACGUGUCUUUCGGAGCCGCGUCCAAGAAUGAUGCGACAAAGUUCAACAGUGCCAGGUAUGUAAUGCCCUCUUGGGACAGCAUAACGAAAGCGCUACAUGCGCGACAGUCGCAAUGGAAACGUAUCAUGCUGCUGGUGGUAGCCAUCACAGUUGCUCAACAUCCCCGAGGGACUCGCGGUGGGCGUGUCUUUCAGGGCCGCGUCUAA
This is a messenger RNA of Chilo suppressalis (striped riceborer), 990 nucleotides long. NCBI's taxonomy places the organism in Eukaryota, Metazoa, Arthropoda, Insecta, Lepidoptera, Crambidae. The record is from the annotation of a GenBank genome assembly.